Messenger RNA from Myiozetetes cayanensis, 650 nucleotides. RefSeq names its product NCBP2 antisense 2 (head to head) (gene NCBP2AS2). Bases 48 to 302 code for a protein of 84 amino acids. The transcript has a single exon. The record is from RefSeq and is a predicted model, not a curated record. NCBI's taxonomy places the organism in Eukaryota, Metazoa, Chordata, Aves, Passeriformes, Tyrannidae.
GCGUUGAGGGAGCGGCCGGCGCGGCGGGUCCCGCGAGAGUGGCGGUCAUGUCGCUGCGGCGCGCGCUGCUGCUGCUGCUGUCGAGCCCGCGGCUCGUGGAGCGGCUCUCGGAGUCGCGGCCCAUCCGCGCCGCCGCCCGCGCCGCCGCCGCCGCCAUCACCCGCGGGCAGCAGCACCUGGGCCCGUGCUUGUUCCGCCUGCGCGACACCUUCCUCGGGGAGCUCAAGGACGGCGCCCGCCAGCGGGGCUGGCCGUGGCCGCGCGGACCGGGCCGCGGCGGCCGCCCUGGAGCAGCGCCCUGAGCAACGCGCCGAGUGGGGAGAGGCGGCACCGCCGGCGAGGGGACGGGAGCGACAGCACCGGAACACGGAGCGGGCUGAAGCCGGCGGGUGAGGAGCCCCGGUGGCUACUGCGGACCCCCGGGCGGCGGACGGCGAGCUGCAGACCCGACGGCGCGUCCCACAUCGCAUGGACACAUGAAGCUAUUGCUGCUCAUCGGUGUGAUGGGUUUUCAUUUCAAAGCCGUUUUACGUGUUCCACAGUUCUCAGGAACAAGCAGACACUCACUAAGCAUCAUCCAGAACGCUGUCAGGAUUGUCACUUUAAGUGCUGCAUAAGAAACUUGAAAUAAAACCACGAUUCCCAUGGGA